This is a messenger RNA of Piliocolobus tephrosceles (Ugandan red Colobus), 2356 nucleotides long. RefSeq names its product optineurin (gene OPTN). Gene Ontology annotation, molecular function: K63-linked polyubiquitin modification-dependent protein binding. The record is from RefSeq and is a predicted model, not a curated record. Gene Ontology annotation, biological process: regulation of canonical NF-kappaB signal transduction; Golgi ribbon formation; protein localization to Golgi apparatus. Gene Ontology annotation, cellular component: nucleus; cytoplasm; Golgi apparatus. NCBI's taxonomy places the organism in Eukaryota, Metazoa, Chordata, Mammalia, Primates, Cercopithecidae. The transcript has 16 exons. Bases 585 to 2300 code for a protein of 571 amino acids.
ACUUUUUGAGUGUAUUUUAAAGCAAAAACGGGUGGAAAGAUAUGUAUGCUCAGUUAACUAUGUCUAGAUGUAAGCGUUUUUUAAAAAAGCACAGAUGGAGGCCUCCCUCCAAGGAUGCCUGGGAUUCGCCUCUUUCUGUGGGCGGCAGCGACCUCCCUGCGGCUCUAGCCUCCACUAAGGGAUCUGCGGGGCAGACACAGGGAAGACCAACUCCGCACACUGCAUUUGAUUCAUGAUUUAUUGUGAUUAACGCCGUCACAGUGACGCCUUAGCGUAGACCCUGUUCACCCGGGUCCCAGCCUCGACCCCGCGCGGACCGCGAGGGUUCCCUGGUCAACGUCCCAUCCCGAUCGGCAGCUCUCUCCAGGCGGCACGAUGCCGAGGAAACAGUGACCCUGAGCGAAGCCAAGCCGGGCUGCAGGUGUGGCUUUGACACCUGGUGGUGCCACUUCCUGGUCUUGGAUGAGCUGUACACCUCUGUAAACCCAGCUUCCUCACCUAUAAAACAGCUGCCUGGUUCAGCGUUAAUGAAGAUUAGUCAGUGACAGGCCUGGUGUGCUGAGUCCACACAUAGAACUUCUGCAAUGUCCCAUCAACCUCUCAGCUGCCUCACUGAAAAGGGGGACAGCCCCAGUGAAAGCACAGGAAAUGGACCCCCCCAUCUGGCCCACCCAAACCUGGACACGUUCACCCCGGAGGAGCUGCUGCAGCAGAUGAAAGAGCUCCUGACCGAGAACCACCAGCUGAAAGAAGCCAUGAAGCUAAAUAAUCAAGCCAUGAAAGGGCGAUUUGAGGAGCUUUCGGCCUGGACAGAGAAACAGAAGGAAGAACGCCAGUUUUUUGAGACACAGAGCAAAGAAGCCAAAGAGCGUCUACUGGCCUUGAGUCACGAGAACGAGAAAUUGAAGGAAGAGCUUGGAAAACUGAAAGGGAAAUCAGAAAGGUCAUCUGAGGACCCCACUGAUGACUCCAGGCUUCCCAGGGCAGAAGCAGAGCAGGAAAAGGACCAGCUCAGGACCCAGGUGGCGAGGCUACAAGCAGAAAAGGCAGACCUGUUGGGUAUUGUGUCUGAACUGCAGCUCAAACUGAACUCCAGCGGCUCCUCGGAAGACUCCUUUGUUGAAAUUAGGAUGGCUGAAGGAGAAGCAGAAGCGUCAGUAAAAGAAAUCAAGCAUAGUCCUGGGCCCACGAGAACAGUCUCCAUUGGCACGAGCAGAUCUGCAGAGGGGGCCAAGAAUUACUUGGAACAUGAGGAGUUAACUGUGAGCCAGCUCCUGCUGUGCCUAAGGGAAGGGAAUCAGAAGGUGGAGAGACUUGAAAUUGCACUCAAGGAGGCCAAAGAAAGAGUUUCCGAUUUUGAAAAGAAAGCAAGUAAUCGCUCUGAGAUUGAAACCCAGACAGAGGGGAGCACAGAGAAAGAGAACGAGGAAGAGAAAGGCCCGGAGACUGUUGGAAGCGAAGUGGAAGCAUUGAACCUUCAGGUGACGUCUCUGUUUAAGGAGCUUCAAGAGGCUCAUACAAAACUCAGUGAAGCCGAGCUAAUGAAGAAGAGACUUCAAGAAAAGUGUCAGGCCCUUGAAAGGAAAAAUUCUGCAACUCCAUCAGAGUUGAAUGAAAAGCAAGAGCUUGUUUAUACUAACAAAAAGUUAGAGCUACAAGUGGAAAGCAUGCUCUCAGAAAUCAAAAUGGAACAGGCUAAAACGGAGGAUGAAAAGUCCAAAUUAGCCAUGCUACAGUUGACACACAACAAGCUUCUUCAAGAACAUAAUCAUGCAUUGAAAACGAUUGAGGAGCUAACAAGAAAAGAGUCAGAAAAAGUGGACAGGGCAGUGCUAAAGGAACUGAGUGAAAAACUGGAACUGGCAGAGAAGGCUCUGGCUUCCAAACAGCUGCAAAUGGAUGAGAUGAAGCAAACUAUCGCCGAGCAGGAGGAGGACCUGGAAACCAUGACUGUCCUCAGGGCUCAGAUGGAAGUUUACUGUUCUGAUUUUCAUGCUGAAAGAGCAGCAAGAGAGAAAAUUCAUGAGGAAAAGGAGCAACUGGCAUUGCAGCUGGCAGUUUUGCUGAAAGAGAAUGAUGCUUUCGAAGAUGGAGGCAGGCAGUCCUUGAUGGAGAUGCAGAGUCGUCAUGGGGCGAGAACAAGUGACCCCGACCAGCAGGCUUACCUUGUUCAAAGAGGAGCUGAGGACAGGGACUGGCAGCAACAGCGGAAUAUUCCAAUUCAUUCCUGCCCCAAGUGUGGAGAGGUUCUGCCUGACAUAGACACGCUACAGAUUCAUGUGAUGGACUGCAUCAUUUAGGUGUUGAUGUGUCACCUCCCCAGAACUGUUGGUAAACGUCAGAUUUUUUCCUCGAA